GUGCAUUGUAAUGUUUCUCUUACACCAAGUAGAGGCGAAAUUUAGAUAUGGAAGCUUUAGCGUGAAUCUGGGAAUUAAUCACAAUAAGUACUUAAAAAUAUAUAUACACAAUAGAAAUAUUGCUGAAAUUUACAUUUGUUGCAAAUGGCUAAGUUAAUUGCUGUAUGUAGAGACGAUGAAUACCGAUUUGAACGCAGACAAAUUCCACUAAUGAUAGAAGAGUCUUUGACGAUGGUUAUGGAAAUUCCUGAAACUAUUAUUUCUGCUGAGUAUGUCAGUGCAGCUGAUGUAGCACACUUUUUUAAAAGACACAGUUGCUUAACACAAUCAGAGAUGAACAAAGCGUUAAUGGUUGGUCAAAAAGAUUUAAUUGCAUUGCUAGCUGUCUCUGUUCCUUGUGUUGGAUGUAGAAGAAGCGUUGAAAGGCUUUACAAUCAGCUUUGGAAAUCAAGACAGCCUGCUAUUGAACCACUUGUGAUUACAGCAACUGGAAUUUUAACAUUGACAGAAGGUUUUCUUGUUGAUGCUAAACUAAUUUAUGCAUUAUUCUACAUUCAUGGAUCACAUUUAAAUGAUGUUGUUGAUACAAUUCCAAAGAGUCGUCGUAACAGGCGCUGUAUAUUACACUCAUUGGAAACACAUAAAACUAGAGCUUCUGGAAGCUGGAUAGAUGUCUGGGAUUUACUUUCGCAAGAGUGCCGGGAUGAGGUUGUUUUAAUUGAUGCAGACUCUCUACUGGAUACAUUGGAUAAUUAUCUUCGCAAACACAGAUUCUGUUCAGAAUGCAAAUCAAAGGUUUUGAAGGCAUAUAGUAUAUUAUCUGGAGACAUAGAUGGAGAUUCAGAAAAAGGCUAUUGUGCUGCAUUAUAUGAAGGAUUAAAAAGUUGCCCUAAAGAGAGACAUAUUCAUGUAGUAUGCGAUACAGAUUUUAUAGCGCAUUUGAUUGGAAGAGCUGAACCAGAAUUAGCUGGUGGCAGAAGGGAACGGCAUGCUAGAACAAUUGAUAUAGCUCAAGAGGAGGUUUUGACUUGUCUUGGGAUACAUUUAUGGGAAAGAUUGCAUAGGUUGUGGCAGAAGCUGCGAGCUGAAGAACAAACAUGGCAAAUGCUUUUUUACUUGGGCGUGGAAGCUUUGCGCAAAAGUUUUGAGACAGCAGUCGAAGAAAAGCAAGGUGUAUCACAGUUAGAACUUGUUGUAGAAGAAAUAUCUGAAGCUGAGCGAGCUAAGGAGCAACGAAAGGAAAAUAAAAGAAUGAAGAAAAAAAAGAGAAAAGAAAAUAAAGCUAAACUCAAUGAGGACAAAAUACAUGAGUUGCAGGAGGAAGAAAAACAGUUAACUCAAGACGACGAUGAGUUGAGUGAAAAUGAUGAAAAAAUAUGUAAUGGAGUUGAUGGCUCUGAAUCAUUAGACGGAAGCGAAAAGUCAAGUUGUGGAUCCCAAAUUAGCCCUCGUAAAACUGAUGAAGAGGAUGAAAACUUGCUAGAAAAAAAGUUUUCAUGCUCACCCUGUCAUGUUUCAAAUGUAAUUGACUGUACAAACUUUUCUAAAUCAAAUACAUUUAAUUCAACUCCAUGCAGUCCGACAAAAGAAAAAUUAGGUUUCAUUGAAGUUUCUAAAUUGCAUAAAUGUAAUCCUAGCGAAGAUAAUACAUCUGAUAAAUCAAAUUAUUUUUUUUCUAAUUGCAAUCAUUCCACUUGUACUGACCGUGACCAAUUUGAAAAUAAAUUGAGUACAACAUGCAGGUGUGAUAAUGAAAAUAAAUUGAGUACAGCAUGCAAGUGUGAUAAUGAAAAUUUGCCAGCAAAACGUAACGGAUAUACCCGUACUCAAAACUAUAAAGGAAAUGAACAUUUAUUGUACAGUAAACGUAAUGGAUAUAGUUGCAAAGGAAGCAGUCCUAAUAUUGGUCCACGAUUUAAUAGGUGCGAUAAUACAAGUCGUCACACAGCAGACUCUUACAAUGGCAAUGUUUAUGAUAAAUGUUUUUCGUUUAAUAAUUCAGUGGUUAAUGGACGUGGAAGAGGGAAGCGAAAGGGAUUAAAGGACCUGUGUCUCUCUGAUCAUUCUAAUAUUUAUUGUAAAAAUUACAUCAAUGGGAAUGAUUACCAUACUUCAUUAAAAAAUGAUGGAUUUUCAUCAUUACGUAGUCCCGAUUUGUUUCAAGAUUCAACUGUAGACGAUGAGGGAGAGCUUCGUCUUUUAAAAAUGAUGGGGUGGAACUCAGAGGACUCUACUGGGAUUUCUGAAAAAGAUAUUCAAGAUUUUGUUGCAAACCGAUCAGAAGUGCAAACGCGUAGACAGGAGCUACGCGAUCAUUUGCGUGAUCAAUUUCAUAAACUCUCAGUAAAAUCUAUGCGCACGAUUCCCGUGUCUAUUAAUGGCGUUCAGCACCUUAUUUGAAAUAAUUCCUAAAUAUUUUUUUAAUGGGUUGCCUUGUAUAUGUUUUUUUUAUACUUAACGUCGACGCAUGCGGAUAAAUAAUUCUUUAACUGUUGCGAAAAAUUUCAUACUUCAUAUUUAAUUUUAUUUUCUCUCGUGAAUUUUGUUUAGCCUAUUUAAAUUUAAAUCCGAUCAAUUUUUUUUUUAAUUUUCGAAAUUGAUAGUGAAUAAAUUCAAAUUUAACGUAGUUUCGCGUCUAAAAGUUAUUCGUGCUUAGCAUAACAGAUUUUUUAAAUUUACAUUGCAAUGAAUUAAAUGAUUAGAUAGAAUGUCAAUUUGUGUAUAGAAUCAAAUUUUAGUGGAAUCCAUUUCACUUUUAUAAUUA
This is a messenger RNA of Hydra vulgaris (swiftwater hydra), 2764 nucleotides long. RefSeq names its product gametogenetin-binding protein 2. Gene Ontology annotation, cellular component: nucleus; cytoplasm. Lineage: Eukaryota; Metazoa; Cnidaria; Hydrozoa; Anthoathecata; Hydridae. The record is from RefSeq and is a predicted model, not a curated record.